AUAUGAUAAGGCAAUGCUGAAAACACGCCGCUCGUUGAAAAUCAUGAAAAAGAGAAUUAAUUUGAAGUUGUAAAUCAAUUUUUGGAAUACUUCUGCGAUAGUAAUAUUCUCAAUUUUAUACCAUGGCUGCUCCGGCCGAGAAUAUGGACAGCGAUGUCAAAAAAGUACAUCGUAAACCUCGCGCAGGAAGAAAAGCCGAUAAAAAGAAUAAAAAUGAUCCUAACGCGCAGAACUUGACUGCCAGGCAACGCAACCCUAAAGCUUUCGCGAUCAAUUCGGCUGUUCGAGCGGAAAGGAAAUUCAGACGUCAUCAAGAUCUCGACACCAAGAAACAACACAUUCCUCUAAUUGAUCGCACUCCUCUCGAGCCACCUCCUAUUGUUGUUGCAAUCGUUGGUCCGCCGAAAGUUGGUAAAAGUACUUUGAUGAAAUGCCUGAUUAGAAACUUCACUCGACAACCUCUUUCUACCAUUAAAGGACCCGUGACCAUCGUUUCGGGUAAACGUAGAAGAAUAACGUUUAUCGAAUGUAAUAACGAUAUCAACAGUAUGAUUGAUAUUUCAAAAAUUGCUGAUCUGGUAUUUCUAAUGAUCGAUGGCUCUUUUGGUUUCGAAAUGGAAAUAUUCGAAUUCUUGAAUAUUUGUCAGGUGCACGGGAUGCCAAAAAUUAUGGGAAUCCUCACUCACUUGGACAUGUUCAAAAAUAACAAAACACUCAAACAUACCAAGAAGCUUUUAAAACAUCGGUUUUGGACCGAAGUUUACGCCGGUGCUAAACUUUUCUAUUUAUCUGGUAUCCUACGGGGAGAAUAUCUCCGAAACGAAAUCGAAAGACUGUCGAGGUUCAUUUCGGUCAUGAAGUUUCGUCCGUUGACUUGGCAAACAUCUCACUCGUACGUAGUUGUUGAUCGAAUGGAGGAUCUGACGUCUCAAGAAUUGAUUCGUCAAAAUCCUAAAUGCGAUCGAACUGUGAGUUUAUACGGAUAUGUACGGGGAAUACCUUUAAAUAAGAAUAACAGCGUUCAUAUACCAGGCUGCGGCGAUUCCAAAAUUUCCAAUAUUUGUUUUCUUCCUGAUCCUUGCCCUUUACCCGACAAAUUGAAGAAACGCGCGUUAGUGGAUAAAGAAAGAUUGAUUUACGCUCCAUUUUCCGGAGUCGGUGGUAUAGUUUACGAUAAAGACGCGGUGUACGUUGAACUGGGUGGAAGUCAUUCUCAUAAGAAGCUAACCAACGAAGAACGACCUGAACAAGAAUUUGUGUCUUCACUAGUUGAUACGAAACAAACGUUGGAUGCUAAACUGGAACAAAGCGAAGUACAGCUGUUUUCAAACGCCGAUGCCAUAGUUUCUCGUGAAUUCAAAGAUGAUGGAAACAAUGAAAAGUCUUUCGAAAACAUCGAACAAGAUGGAAGAACAAGACGAAAGGUAAUUUUUACCAAUGAAUCCGACGAUGACGAUGAAGACAGCUGUAGUGAAAAUGGUGCCGAUGAUGGCGAUAAUGAUGAUGAUGAAGGCGACGAUGACGAUGAAGAUGUGGAAGAAGAUGAAGACGAAUUAAAAGACACCGAAAGUGAUGAUGAAGACGAAACGAAAGAAAAUGAGAAAAUUGCCAAUACGAAUGAAGCUUUCAGAAGUCGAAAAUUUGCUUCCAAUGAUAACGAUGGCGACGACGACGACGACGACGACGAUGACGAAGAUGAUAUAAAGUGGAAAACUAACCUAUCGCAAAAAGCUUCCGAUGCGUUCGUAGCUAGGCAAAACACGUCCGCCAAUCUAUGGAGAUUGGUAUAUGAUUCUAAAGAAUUGAACAACGAAGAAGACGAUGACGAAGAUGAAGAAAGAGUCGAUGGACUGUUCAAGGUAGUCAGCGCAAAAAAGAAACAACUUCUCCAAGAAAAAGAUACCUUUAAUUCGGAAGACUGUAGUCGGUUUAUUAUUUCUUACGUUAGAAAUUGGUCGGAUGAGCGGGUUUGCGACACUAUCCGAGAUUAUUUCAUCACUGGUAAAUGGAAUAGUUCGGAAGAUGCUAACGAGUUACUGAAAUUGGACGAUGAAAAUAAUUCAAGUUCAGAAGACGAAUUAUUCGGAGAUUUUGAAGAUUUAGAAUCUGGUAGAAAAUUCUCAGGCGAAGAAACCAAGGCACCAGUUACCGAAAAACCAAAACGUGAACUCGACAAAGCUGAAUUGAUAGAAAGGAAACGUAGGCUUAAAGAAAAAUUCGACGCUGAAUACGACGAUAAAGACCCCGAUAAAGGAGGUUCUUAUUACGACGAAAUGAAACAAGAUGCUUCCAAGCAGGCCGAAUUGAAUAAAGUCGAAUUUGAAGGAUUAGACGAUGAAAUCCGUGUUCAACUGGAAGGUUAUAGGCCUGGAAUGUACGUGAGAAUGGAAUUAGAACGAUUACCUUGCGAAUUAGUCGUUCAUUUCGAUGCUUCUUAUCCGUUAAUUGUGGGUGGAUUACAAACGGGCGAAGAGAAUAUAGGAUAUGUAAAUACUCGCGUCAAAAAGCACAGAUGGUAUAACAAAAUUUUGAAAACCAAGGAUCCGAUCAUCGUUUCAUUGGGAUGGCGAAGAUUUCAAACGUUGCCUAUUUACUAUAAACUGGAAGAUAACUUUAGACAACGAAUGCUGAAAUACACGCCGGAACAUGUCACUUGUAUGGCCAACUUUUGGGGUCCGUUGACGAAGCCAGGGUCCGGUUUUCUUGCAAUUCAAGACGUAUCGACCAAACAAGAAGGCUUUCGUAUCAUCGCCACUGGAACAGUGGUAGAUGCCAAUCAAUCGGUGCAGAUUACUAAGAAAUUAAAAUUAGUCGGAGAACCUUUGAAAGUUUAUCGAAAAACUGCCUACAUCAAGAAUAUGUUCAGUUCGGCUUUAGAAGUUGCCAAGUUCGAAGGCGCCAAAAUAAAAACUGUAUCCGGUAUCAGGGGUCAAAUCAAACGAGCUUGUAGUAAACCUGAAGGAGUGUUCAGAGCUACCUUCGAAGACGCGAUCAAACUUAGCGAUAUCGUGUUCUGUCGUACUUGGUGUAAUGUGGAUGUUCCGAAAUUUUAUAAUCCUGUUACAUCGCUCUUAUGUCCGUCUGAUGAGAAAAACAAGUGGUUGUGUAUGAAAACCGCCGGACAGUUGAAACGAGAAAAUGGUGUAAAAGUAGAACCACAGAUAGAUUCGUUAUACUCGGACGUUCAUCGUAAGAAAAAAGUUUUCAAACAAAUUAAAAUUCCAAAACGUCUUCAAAGUCAGUUACCCUAUAAGUAUAAACCUAAAGCAGCGAAAGUUGGACCGAGUAGUGAUACGAAAAAUAGACUGGUGGUGGUUAGAGACGCACACGAUGUUAAGGUUUCGUCGUUAUUGAAAAUGGUUCGAACUAAUUAUCAAGAUAAGCAAGGAAAGCAAAGACGUGAAGUGAAAAAUCGUGCCAAAGAAUAUAAGAAAAGUAUUAAAAUUACCGAGCAAAUACGACAAAAGAAAGAAAAAGAACGCAGGAAAAAAGUAUUCAUAAAACAAACUAAACGAGAAAGCAGAAAGCAAGAAUGAAUCGUUUAAUUAUUUACGUAGAUUCAUUUUAUUGCUAUUUUUACGAGUAUGUUGAGAAAAUGAUGUAAUUGUUGCGAGUGGGAAAAUACGCGGUGCGAAAAUGCCGAGUUACCACGAUUGGUUUGCGUAAAACUGUAAGAAAUGCAACUUUUUUUAAAAUUUCAAUUUGUAUAAUCUCGGAAGUGUUUCCUUGUAAUACAUAGUUAUCUUAAAAUUGCUACAUAUUUAUUCUUUUUCUUCACGAGAACGAAAAUUUGACAUAAUUUGUCCCCAGUAACAACAUUACACAACUUUUUUGGCUCAUUUUUGGAGCAUGAAAAUGAAAAAAAUCUGACGCCGGAAAUGAAUUCGCUAUCUCAAAAAACUUCCAUACCCCAUUAUUCUCAAGUCAAUUGGCGACAAACAGUUUUUUUCCCAAAAAAAUGUAUAAACGUAGACGUACCCCUUUGGAUUUUUUUUUGAUUUUCAAAGAAAUCGAGUAAAGGGUCGUUUUCGACUAAUUUGAGCAAGCCGAGUCCGAAUCUGGUGUCCAUUUUAGUCGAAAGACGCUGCUUCAGUGUGAAAUUGCGACUAGUUCGCCGAAUACGAAUCGGAUCGCAAAACAAACGUCAUUUUCGGAUUCAGCGUGCUGAAAUUAGUGAGAAAACGCGAUUAAAAAUGCUAAAUUCGACAACUUUUUUUCGGGUCAUUUUUUAUGUCAAAAAAGGCUAUUUGCGAGAGAAUGGAGCGCUCUGGUGACAAUCUGACGCCGGCAAUGAAUUCGCCGUCCCAAUAAAUCCCCCGAACCAGAUUUUCAGCUCGAUUGAAUGCAACAAAAAGUUUUUUUUCCUCCAAAAAAAAUAAUGUAUGAACCAAAGGCCAAAACUAACCCCUUUACAUUUUUAGGAUUUUUUUGAUUUUCAAAAAGGUCGAGUAAAGGGUCGUUUUCGACCAAUUCGAGCUUGCCGAGUCCGAAUCUAUCGUCCAUUUGUGUCAAGGCCCGAGGGACACUUCUUCAGUGAGAAAUUUUGACCAUUUCGCCGAAUACGUAGAACUUUGAUUGCAAUAUCCAUAUCCUAUCCUUUCCUUUAUCGGCUUUGUCGGCUUUAACCUUUAUACUUACUAGUUAGUUACUAGUUACUCCCAUUAGCCCAAAGCCCAUUAGUCCCAUUCCUCAAUUCAAUUUGUCAAUUCUGAUUUAUGAUGAAUUGAUUGAUGAGUGAUGAACUACUGAUGACUGAUUACUGUUUGAGCAUCAGGCAUCAGCCAUCAGCUAAAAAUCUAAAAUUCUCAAAAGUCUGAUGUCAAAUCAAAUGUCAAAAUUAAAAAUCAAAAAUCUGAAAAAUCAAAUCAAAAUUGGUCUGUCCGUUCUUCAGCCCGGGACCUUCGGAACCGAAACCGUUACAAAAUAUCGGCUCUCACCGUAACCGUAACUGUAACCAUUUGAAACAGUGUUGAUAACUUUGCAAACAAUCUCAGCACUUUUUGAUUUCAAUUUCGAACAUGGCAAACUGGAAUUUUUUAUCACAUGUUGUUGUUGUUGAUGUGAUAAUGGAGACCGUAGAAUUUGAAUGAAUUUUCAAAAAACGAGAUCUGUGGUACAUUCUAGUGAAAUGUGAAUGUUGAAUUUUGUAAUUUUCAUAAGUUGUUCGCUCUAGUCGAUACUGUAGUAAAAGACCCAUGUUGUCUGGCAUGGCUAAUGCCGUCUUGAAGCAUUCGAUUAAAGUCCCCAGACUAUAUAAAUCUGCGGCAGUCGUAUUGACCCAAGUGAAGGCCGGCAAUAAUGUGAAAAGUGUAAUCGAUAAAAUUAAACACCCG
Messenger RNA from Planococcus citri (citrus mealybug), 5333 nucleotides. Its product is annotated as ribosome biogenesis protein BMS1 homolog. The transcript has 18 exons. The record is from RefSeq and is a predicted model, not a curated record. Gene Ontology annotation, cellular component: 90S preribosome; nucleus. Gene Ontology annotation, molecular function: GTPase activity; GTP binding; U3 snoRNA binding. Gene Ontology annotation, biological process: ribosome biogenesis; endonucleolytic cleavage of tricistronic rRNA transcript (SSU-rRNA, 5.8S rRNA, LSU-rRNA); maturation of SSU-rRNA from tricistronic rRNA transcript (SSU-rRNA, 5.8S rRNA, LSU-rRNA). Bases 123 to 3536 code for a protein of 1137 amino acids. Lineage: Eukaryota; Metazoa; Arthropoda; Insecta; Hemiptera; Pseudococcidae.